CUCCAGUCUUCGCGGAAGGAAAUGUUUGUAACACCCGCCAAACGUUAUUUUAUUGUGGCUCGGUUUGCUAGCUACUGAUGGCUACUAAUAUCAAUAUACGGAAGCGAGAUGAAAACAGGCCGGAAAUGGAAGUCCAGCUCUCCAGAGCCUACACGUGCAAAAGUUGCCAAGAGGGAUCCAAGAGCCUAUGCUGAAAGCAGACUGACCUUCAGUCCAGAGAAAAGGAUUUUCACUCCCAGCAAAAGAAAAGUCCCAAAUGUAUCUUCUCCCAGAAGGCUUUCACGUAGAUUUAAGUGUCAUGGCCAAGAAACAGGUACUGCUGAGAGUGGGCUUGACAUGGUACAGUCUUCCAGCAGUCUGGAGUCAUCCCCCCUUCAGUCCGAGGUGGACACAGAGCUGGGACUGGUCAUCAGACUGGAUGAAGAGGGGACCAGGGAAGCAGAGCAUCUGAGAAAAAAGAGUGGAGGAAAACUGAUGAAAGGAUUACAAACAAAUGAUAAUAGAGCAAUGGCAGGUAACGAGAGAGAUGUUGAAGGAUCCGAUCUGGAUGAGGACAGCGAGGAAGAGUUCAGAAAACUGGACAGGGAUUUAGCCAUCAAGUCUAAACAGCACAACCUGACUUCAGUCCACGUGCGCAGCAUCAUUCAUGAGGUGAUCACCAAUGAGCAUGUAGUAGCCAUGAUGAAAGCUGCUAUCAGAGAGACCCAGGACAUGCCCAUGUUUGAGCCCAAAAUGACACGUUCAAAGCUCAAAGAAGUUGUUGAGAAAGGGGUGGGAAUGCCAAAUUGGAAUAUCUCACCUAUCAAGCAAUCAAAAGAAAUGAAGCCUCCUCAGUUUGUGGACAUUCCUCUUGAGGAUGAGGAGGACUCUUCAGAUGAAGAGUAUUAUCCUGAUGAGGAUGAAGAGGAUGAGACUGCAGAAGAGACUAUCCUCGAGAGUGACAUGGAUAGCAUAGCAUCAUCACCACGUAUCAGUAGACGAGCUCGCUCUUGUACACCCAUAGAGAUCUCAGAGUGCGAUGAAGAAAGAAGCAACAGUCCACGAAUGAAGCAAAGGCACUUGAGAGUAGACGCAGUGCCUAUGGGCCCUCCUGCUCCACCAUCCCAGUCUGGUAUCCCUUCUCGGCCAACAAGGGGUCUUGAUUCAUUUAUGGAGAAACUGCAUGCUGUGGAUGAAGAGCUGGAGCUCAGUCCCCUCAGCAUGGAGCCUUAUUCGACUCUGAGUAGUGGUGAGAAUGCUGAGGAAAGCCUGGUGGCAUGCCGGACACGAUCCAAGCGUCCCUUGAGGGAUGUCCCAUUGGACCAGCUAGAGGCCGAGCUUAAGGCUCCUGACAUCACACCAGACAUGUACGAUUGUGUCUCAUCACUGGAGGACAAAGAAUGGAGCCAGUGGCUGCAGGGACUCAUGACUUCACACUUGGACAAUGAAGAAGACGGUGAUGAUGACGAUGAUCCCGAAUAUAAUUUUCUUGAAGAUCUUGAUGAGCCUGAUCUAGAGGACUACCGCAACGACCGUGCAGUUCGCAUUACUAAGAAGGAAGUUAACGAGCUCAUGGAGGAGCUGUUUGAGACGUUUCAGGAUGAGUUGGGAGUAAAUGAGGAUGAAGAAGCCCAUGAGGAAGAUGAGGAGCAGGAAAAAGAGCCCUCACAAAGCCUUGCUAAAUUCAAUAUUCCUCAAGCAAUUCGAUUUGAGGAGCCUCUGGUGCACAUGUUGACCGUGUGCAGACGUACAGUCCGUGAGCAGCUGGACGCUCUCCAGCAGCGUCGAGAACACCAGAGCCGACCACACCAUAAUGCACCAGGGCCUGCCAUGCUCCUCAUCCCUCCUCCCUGUACGUUGAUGGUGACACCUACUCAGAAACGGCAGCUGCAACAGCAGGUCCAGCAGCAUGUCCAGUUGUUGACGCAGGUGAACAUGCUGUGUCGUUCUGUGGAGGCAUUACAGAGCCAGGCCGCCACCACCAAACUUUUCUUGAUGGAGUUGCAGUCAUUUGCAGAAAGGGCAGAGCAAGUGAGAGCCGUGGUUGAGCCUGGGUUCAAGAGUGCAUUUCGAGUGUGUAACUUCCAGCCGUCUCUGGACCUGCUAGAAGAGCUGGAGAAAACCCAACCCACUCCUCAGCCCAGAAGUACAAAAUCGCAUGCUGUGCAUCGCUACCCAUUUCUUCCACCUCACCUGGCCUGGCUGUUUGCUACUAGGUCAGUGUUCUUGUACCCAGAGUUACUGCCCCAUUGCAGCCUGGACCCUGCCCUGCAACCCCCACGCAGCAAGACUAUUUACACAAAGGGAGAGGAUGGUCUGAUUGUUUUGGGGCUGAAGCACUUCAGUGAGACAGAAUUCCCCUACCAUUUAAUGAGUCAGUACCUUCUUCAGCCUAAAAGGGUGGAGCAGCUACGUGUCCGUGUGAAAGACAUGUGUUCGAGCAGGGCUGCAGACAACAUCAUCAAGUUUUACUGUCAGAACCACACAGUUCCACAAUUACCUGUGGCCUGCUGUCCAGUUGUUGCAGGAGAAGAGCGCCCACCUGUGGAGAGAGAUAAGAACAUCAUGCCAAACUGGCUUUUGAAAAGUUUGCCAUACAUACAUAAAGCAGUGUUUCAGAGACCAUCAGAAGAGACAUCAUCAUCUAAUAUAAGGACACAUUCACCUCUUCCAUCCUUUCCUGAGGGAACAAAGUACCCAUCGUCCCUCCCUAAAGGUUUAACUCUGCAACUGCAUCCCUCAGCCAAGCGUCAAAGUCCUGCACGACCAUCCAAGCCUCGUCCUCUGCAUGGUUUUGCACGUCCUGCUUCCACACCAUUAGCAAAGGCUCCUCUGUGCCCUGUUGGUACAAUUAAUUUAUUGUCCCAUGUCCCAGCACCCCUUCCCUCUCAAAGUGUAAUACUGUUAACUCAAAGCCCCUUAAUUCCAGUCAAUGAGGCUCUUCCAGUUAACCCGGUGACCACAACCCCAGCUCAUGGAACAGUGCCAUUAAACUCUGUUGGUCCUGUUAACUUCCAGUAUAUUGUUCCACAGCAGGGCUGUGUUAACCCCACAGAGCCUCCUCCUAGUUUGCCCCCAGCUUCAGUUCAGAUACCUUCAACUCUAGCUGUAGCCUGUAAUGGGCCUAUCCCCACUAAUGGGGUAGGUAAGUGCAUAAACACACUGCAGACAAAAGCAGAAAUGCCUAGAAAACAAAUCAUGCCUAGAAAACUGCUUCCCAUUCAGCCUUCCCCUUUUAAUCCAAUCCAGAUGCACCAUCAUACCCCUGUUAGUAUGACACUGAGCACUACAGCACCAACUGUUACAGCUGCUAAUUUUAUAGAUAACAGCUCAAAUGCUGCUCCAUCUAUGGUCAUCAUCCAGCCUUCCACCUUGCUGGAUACUCCUUAUGUUCCUCCACCAGCAAACUCACAAGGAUUGGUCAAGUCCUCGAACACACCACCCCCUCAGGAUUCAUUUACUCAACAGACCAGUGGUCUCCCUUACUCUGGAACACUGUCCAGGCCACUGUUGCCUAGCAACAGUGUCAGAAUGUCAAGCCCAGACACUAAUAAGGAGCCACUAGACAGUGAGUUUAAACUGAAGUCUAGUCCUGUGUUUUUCUCACACACCCCUUCACCUCCGCUUCACAUGGCUGAAGACCUCAAAUCAAGCCCUAGCGUGCAAAGUGUGGGUGAUCAGGAACAGUCCUUACCCACAGUGAAAGGUGAAUUUGCAUAUGAUCAAAUUGUGUCAAGUUACCAAAGCAGCCCUUUGCCAGACACUAUAGUUAAUAGCAUAAACACUGCAAAUCUUGACUCUGGUUCUUUAGUGCCAAGAAGUAGAAGUAUUAGACAUACAUCACCCACCACCAGCCCUCGAGGCCUUUCUGCUCACAGUGAUGUACCUAGUAAUUCUCAGUAUAUGCUACUUCAAGCACCUUCACAGGUGGGCACACCACAAUCCUUUCUACUACCCAUAACCAGUCUGAUCCCAACUCAGCCUCAGUUGCAUUUUGCUAAAGGUGAAAGCAAAGUGCUUCAUCAAAAAACCACACAUGACAGCUCUAACCCCUGUUCUACAUCAAGUAUGCCAAAUGUCAGAGAAGAUCAUUUAUCACUCCUUACUGUUGGACUGCCUUUGGAAGGCACUAUAAGCCAAGCCCCAGGUCUGCCAAGUACAGAAAUGGGUGAUGAGGAAUUGUGGAAAGAGGACAUGGAGGCAGGAGCAGAGGUAGGUGGGGAAGAUAUGGCAAGUGCUCUGUUUGCAAGCCCCCUCCUUAAGCUGUCUGAGUCCCCCUGUAGCUCACACUCCAAUUUGAGCAAAAUCAGCCAUAUGGAAAGCAGUACAGACACUAUGAUGGAGAGCAGCAUAAACAUUAGAGAACAGCACAGCAGACACUUCAGUCAAGAAAGUGUUGAUGGCACAACUAACUCUCCUGCUGACACAAACAGGAGUGAAGGACAAGUUAGUAGAACAGGUGAAGUACCAGGACUGCUCACUUUUACCUCUGGUACUGAAAACCAGGAACCUCCUGGGGGAGGAGGGGGGAUGAACAAGAAUUACGGAGGAGAAGAGGGAGAAGGGCAUCCGAAUGAAGAAAGUGAAGGAGGAGAAGAGAGGGAUGCAAAUGAUCAAGGUGAGAGAAGAGGAGAUGGGGAUGGUGGAAGAGAGAGCCAAGGGAAUGAAGGAAGGGAUAGAAAUGAUGAUGAUAAGGAUGGAGAUGGAGAGCGUGAAGAGGAAGAGGAGGACUUUGAUGAGCUCACACAGGAUGAAGAUGAAGAGGAAGUGAUGUCAUCAGCAUCUGAGGAAUCUGUUCUCUCUGUGCCUGAACUGCAGGAGACGAUGGAGAAACUGACUUGGCUGGCAUCCGAGAGGAGGUUAUGUGGGGAAGGGGAUUCAGAGGAGGACAACUCUCCAAACUCGCCCACCUCCCCCACCUCGCCAAUCUCGCAAAAUUCACAGGAAGAGAAUUCAGAAGAUGAGGAGGAUGGGGCAAUAAAGGGUGAAGAGUUGGAGCCCACAGAGGGAGAGGGAGGAAAACUACCUGAAGGAGAUGCACCUCAGGAGGAUGACCCUCCACAGAUCAGUGGGAAAGGAGCAGGACGUGGUAGAGGUCGUGCUCGCCCCCCACCCCGCAGCCUUAGGAAAAGCAGGCGACAGGACCGGGGCAGCAAGGACACUUCAAAACUCCUCCUGCUCUGUGAUGAUCACAUCCUGGAUAAUGAUCCAAUGAGGGAGAGCAAGGACAUUGCUUAUGCCCAGGCCUACCUCAACAGGGUGAGAGAGGCAUUGCAGGACACUCCAGGCAAAGUAGAGGAAUUCUUGUGUUUGCUGUAUGAGUUUGAGCAGGGAAGUGAGAGUCGUAGUGUUGUUGAGCUCUUCCGUCAACUCAAACCUCUACUCAAAGACUGGCCGGAGUUGCUGAGGGACUUUGCUGCUUUUCUUCUUCCAGAGCAGGCUCUGGAGUGUGGCCUGUUUGAGGAGCAGCAGGCCUUUGAGCGUAGCAGAAGGUUCCUAAGGCAGCUGGAGAUCAGUUUUGGGGAAAAUCCUACUCACUACCAGAAGAUUGUGAAAGCUCUUCAGGCUGCAUCUGCCCCCACCCCUGCAGGGGUAGAAGAGCUCAAAACACAGAUGGCCACCCUCCUUAAGGGUCAUACACACCUGCAGGGAGAGUUCUAUGCAUUUUUUGAUGAACUCCGCCCACCACCAGCACGUCCAGGACAGUUUGAGGAAGCAAUCUGGCCUGAGGACGGAGGGAACAUGACAGAAGGAGGUGAUGGAUUGAGUCUGGGGAGUGGUGGGUUUGAGGAAGUCACACUCCCUGAUCUGGAGGAGGAAGAAGAAACACCGAAAAUUCCUCAAAUAACAGGAAAGAGCAGGAAAAGGAAAGAACUAGGUACACAUAGGAACUACAAGCAGGCUUGUAAUUGGCCAGAGAAGCACUGCCCCUGCCAUUGUCAUUUCUCUAGUCAUGAUGCUAAGCAUCGCAGACACAAGAGGAAAGGCUGCCCUCGCUGUCAUGGCAUCAAGACCACGGUUGGAUCCAAGUCACUGAAGACUAGUGAUCACUCAUUCCCGACAGCAGACCCUCUACCUGAGAAGCAGGAUGAAAGAGAGGAAUCUGAAAAAGGAGUAGAGGAAAAGAAAGAGACGGAGACUGAACUUAAAGACGAGUCUGGUAGCGGGGCAAACAGUCCACAUCAUGGGCCAGAAGUACAAGCAUGGGAGUGCACUGAGGCAGACCCUUUAGCCAACCCUGAGGAAAGGGAUGCUGAUGAAGAGGAAGAAGAUGAGGAAGAUGAGUGGAAGGAGGGAGGACAAUGUUCCUCUCCUCAUAAAUCUACAAGAGAAGAAGAGGUUCCAGCCACUGAACACUCAGACACAUUUGUUCAGCCAGGAGAGAAAGAGAUGGCACAGCAGAGCAGGCAGAGUCCCUUAUCAGAAACACCUGUCUGUGCCAAGAACAUCUCCCUAACUCCCAGUGGAGAGAAAGUUGUUCUCUGGACCAGAGAGGCAGAUCGGGUCAUUUUAACAGCCUGUCAGCAGCAAGGGGCCAGUCAGAGCACAUUCCAGUCUGUGUCAGCACAGCUUGGUAACAAAACUGCCAAUGAGGUUUCCAAGAGGUUUCGGGACCUGAUGCGGCUGUUUCAUACCUCGGCUUGUCAAGCCAGCUCAGAUGAGGAGGCCACUGAACAGCAGUCAGCUACUGAUGAAGAGCAGGACUGACACACACAUCUCUGAGAGUGGGCUUUUAACAGACCAGCUAAAGACACUUGGGCUGAAAUUGUACAACAUGACUUGCACAAUGCACAUGACUAGCACAAUGAGCUAUGGAUGUCGCAUAUUAACCUUACACAGAUAAAUUUAUCAGACAAACUGCCAUCAACCUGAUUAUACAUCAGGGACACUGUUUUAUGGCAGUCCUGAAAAUGAACAUGCUGAGGUUUAACAGUUCAGUUUAUCACCAGCUAAUUAACUAAGAACGGCAGCUACUUGUUCUAUUAACAGAGGAAAGACUUUAUUUCCCCUUCACAAUAUACAUAUUGUAUACAUUAUAAAUAUAAGGUUGGGCAAGACCCAAAUAUGUACAGUAUUUUUUACAUAAGAAGUACAUUUUCUUUCUUGUAUGUUUGAGGUUUUGAUGAAGAGAAAG
This is a messenger RNA of Hemibagrus wyckioides, 7114 nucleotides long. RefSeq names its product gon-4 like b (gene gon4lb). The record is from RefSeq and is a predicted model, not a curated record. Gene Ontology annotation, molecular function: transcription coregulator activity. Gene Ontology annotation, cellular component: nucleus. The transcript has 31 exons. Gene Ontology annotation, biological process: regulation of DNA-templated transcription. NCBI's taxonomy places the organism in Eukaryota, Metazoa, Chordata, Actinopteri, Siluriformes, Bagridae. Bases 109 to 6687 code for a protein of 2192 amino acids.